GCUAUCAAUUUACAUAUGUUAAACAAGGCCUGAAGAACCUUUACACGUGCUGUGUAUAAACUUACCACUGCAGGGAGCCUUAAUGGAUCUCUAGACAACUGCAAUGCAAUAUCUAACUACUACUUUUUCUUGCCUCUGGAAGAAACCACAGGCUAUUUAUAUACACUGGAGAACCUAGGCAGUCAUAUUCUUAUGCAAUAUUAGCUUUAACAAAUACCCUUUUCUCUGUUGUUCUUCUUCUAUAUGUUUUUUCCCUUCUCAUUCUUGUAAAAUUCUUGUUUUUGGAGAUAGGGUGAUCCAUUGGAAUGAGGCAUGUAAGUGAAGUUAUAAAUGGGUUGAAGCCUGAGAUCCUAAUGAUUUUUAUCCAAUUUUCAUAUGCUGGAAUGAAUAUUUUCUACAAAUUGGCUGCAAAUGAUGGAAUGAAUUUGAGGGUUCUUGUUGCUUAUCGCUGGAUAUUUAGCACAGCUUUUAUUGCCCCUUUUGCUCUCUUCUUCGAUAGGAGGAAGAGGCCAAAACUCACAUGGAUGAUCCUUGUCCAAGCUUUUCUUAGUGGGUUAUUUGGGGGAAUGCUGGCCCAGAACUUGUAUGUGGAAAGCCUGGUCCUGACAUCUGCAACAUUUGCUGCUGCCAUAACCAACCUUAUUCCUGCUAUAACAUUAAUCCUGGCAACCACUUUUGGGUUAGAGAAAUUGGAAUUAAAGACAACAGUAGGGAAGGCCAAGAUAUUAGGAUUGUCAAUAGGAAUAGGUGGGGCGAUGCUUUUAACUUUCUACAAAGGUGUAGAGAUUAAGAUCUGGUCUACAAAUGUUCACCUUCUGAAACACAGCCAUCAGAUUCGGAAAAGCCACUUUACUGCGAAGCAUAUUGUGGGUUCUUCCCUGGCUUUGGGCAGCUGCAUUUCUUAUGCAAUGUGGUUAAUACUUCAGACUAAAAUAAGCAAGGGAUACCCAUGUCACUAUUCAAGCACAGCACUAAUGUCUCUAAUGGGAUCAAUCCAAUGUGUUACUUUGUCCCUGUGCCUGGACAGAAAUUGGAACCAGUGGAAGCUAGGAUGGAAUGUUAGGCUCCUUACGGUUGCUUAUGCGGGGAUUGUGACUUCUGGGUUGGUUGUAACCCUUAUUGCUUGGUGUGUGCGCAUAAGAGGGCCAGUGUUCGUGGCUAGUUUCAACCCUUUGUCGCUUGUGCUUGUAGCCAUUGCAGGGUCUUUGCUGCUAGAAGAAAAACUGCACCUGGGAAGCAUAUUAGGGGGAGGACUGAUAGUGUGUGGAUUAUACUUGGUGCUAUGGGGUCAAAGCAAAGAGAUGAAGGUAAAACCUGAAUUAGUUCCAACAACAAAAGGUUCCCCAACAACUGAAUUGGUUGAGGUUGUUGCUCAAGGUGAUCUCCCAGCAUUAAAUGCUUCUUCUUUUACGCAUGAAGCAGCCUCUUUGCCAGAGGAGCAGCAGCAGGAACAGAAUUAAAUUUAAAGAAAAUAAAACAGAGUAAUAAAAUACAAGAUUAUAGACCAAAAAAAAAAAAAAAACACAGAGAUAGGAGCAUAAUAUAGGACCAAUGUGGAGAAUUUCUACUUGGUGAGUAUCCAGAAAGGCAAAAAGUGUAGAAAGGAAAAAAUAAUAAUGAUAUAUAUAAAAUUUUAGACCUCAAA
This is a messenger RNA of Hevea brasiliensis (rubber tree), 1645 nucleotides long. RefSeq names its product WAT1-related protein At1g25270-like. The record is from RefSeq and is a predicted model, not a curated record. The coding region runs from base 306 to 1460 and encodes 384 amino acids. Lineage: Eukaryota; Viridiplantae; Streptophyta; Magnoliopsida; Malpighiales; Euphorbiaceae. Gene Ontology annotation, molecular function: transmembrane transporter activity. The transcript has 7 exons. Gene Ontology annotation, cellular component: plasma membrane.